AUGUUACGGAGAAGGAUUCCGUACUCCUCAGGAUCGAGAAUCACCAGGACAUGGUUGUCGCGGCACCACAGCACUCACCCGACAACAACAACAACGACGAGGACAUCGCCGUCAAGCGCGGCAGACUCCGCGCUCUCUCACCCGCUCCCCGUCGCCACCUCCUCAUCCUCAACUCGACUGAGCGGACUCAAGUCUGCGAGACCGUUCUCCGAAUUCCUCACGGAUACGUUCGAUCGGCAGCAUGACUAUCUACGCAUCAGUGUUACCGAACGCUGCAAUUUGCGAUGUCUGUACUGUAUGCCCGAGGAAGGGAUCGACUUGUCCCCCACCGCACGACUACUCACCUCCCCAGAGAUCGUGUACCUGUCGUCGCUCUUCGUCUCACAGGGGGUGACGAAAAUCCGCCUGACGGGCGGAGAGCCGACCGUGCGCAAAGAUAUUGUGCCACUGAUGCAGGACAUCGGCCAGUUGCGGCGGGACGGCCUCCGCGAGUUAUGUCUGACGACGAACGGGAUCUCGCUGCACCGGAAACUCGACGCGAUGGCCGAGGCCGGCCUCACCGGGGUCAAUCUGAGUCUGGACACCCUCGAUCCGUUUCAGUUUCAGAUCAUGACUCGCCGCAAGGGGUUCGAUGCCGUGAUGAAGAGCAUCGACCGGAUUCUGGAGAUGAACAAACUCGGUGCGGGCAUCAAGUUGAAGAUCAACUGCGUCGUAAUGCGCGGGAUGAAUGAUCGCGAAAUCACCUCUUUUGUCGAGCUGGGUCGGGAGAAGCCAAUCGAGGUGCGGUUCAUCGAGUAUAUGCCCUUUGACGGGAACAAGUGGAACAAGGGCAAAAUGUUCGCCUACCAGGAAAUGUUGGCCGUGAUUCGGGAAAAAUACCCGACACUGGAGAAAGUGCAAGACCACAAGAAUGACACGAGUAAGACCUACCGUGUUCCCGGAUUCGAAGGACGAGUAGGGUUCAUCACGAGCAUGACCCAUAACUUCUGCGGCACUUGCAAUCGCCUGCGAAUCACUAGCGAUGGGAAUCUGAAAGUCUGUCUCUUUGGAAACUCCGAAGUAUCCUUGCGCGACAUCAUCCGCAAAGAGAACAAUGGAAUGCCUAUCGAUGAGGCUACCGCCAGAGAGCUUCGACUGAUGGAAACCGUGCAGUCAGCUGCCCGUCUCAGCGACGAAGGCGCACUGGUUCACGAACGCGAACGAGAGAUCCUCGACAUCAUCGGCAUGGCGGUCAAACGCAAGAAGGCUAAGCACGCUGGGAUGGGUCAACUGGAGAACAUGAAGAACCGGCCUAUGAUUUUGAUUGAUCGUAAGGCGGCCUUGCAAGGCGUAGCAGGUUGGAACCCAACACGGCUGGUCCCAAUUUCGUCCCCCUGGUCGCGAAUCCCAGCGUAUAUGCUCCCCCUACACCGCGAAUCUUUGCAAAUCCGUCGCUACACCACACGCACAAGUCUAUCCGACUCCCCACAGUCUUCAAUCAAAUCCCAAUCCGACAACAACAACAAGAAGAGCCACCCUUCUCACGCUCUCCCAAACGCAUCUGAUCCUGACCUCCCUCAUCUCACCCCGUCUCAUACCGUACACAUGACCCAGAUCACCCUGAAGCCCGAAACCGAGCGCAUCGCCACAGCAGCCUGCGCCGUUACUUUCUCCAACCCGCGCCCAUGGGCCCUCCUGCGUCAAGGUCAAGGCACGCAUAAAGGCGACGUCUUCAGCGUAGCCCGAAUUGCAGGCAUCAUGGCGGCGAAAAAGACUCCCGAUCUGAUCCCGCUCUGUCACCCCGGACUGGGCAUCACCGGUGUGGAAGUCAGCGUGGAGCUCGAGGGACCUACGGAAAUUGAAAUGAGAUCUGGAGCGCAGAAUCAUGGUUGUAUGCAGAUCAUGGCCACCGUGAGUUGCUUUGGUCGGACGGGAGUGGAGAUGGAAGCCAUGACGGCUGCGACGGGGGCCGCAUUGACUGUGUAUGAUAUGUUGAAGGCGGUGGACAAGGGGAUGGUCAUUGAAGGAGUUCGAUUGUUGGAGAAGAUUGGGGGCAAGAGCGGGCAUUGGCGAAGGCCGGAGGAUGAUGGAAAGAAAGAUUCUUAG
This is a messenger RNA of Penicillium oxalicum, 2085 nucleotides long. RefSeq names its product molybdopterin cofactor biosynthetic protein. NCBI's taxonomy places the organism in Eukaryota, Fungi, Ascomycota, Eurotiomycetes, Eurotiales, Aspergillaceae. The record is from RefSeq and is a predicted model, not a curated record. Gene Ontology annotation, biological process: Mo-molybdopterin cofactor biosynthetic process. The transcript is spliced from 2 exons. Gene Ontology annotation, molecular function: cyclic pyranopterin monophosphate synthase activity; metal ion binding; 4 iron, 4 sulfur cluster binding. The coding region runs from base 1 to 2085 and encodes 694 amino acids.